UAGUCUUCAGAGACGCACUCGACCUUCCUGCUCCGAAGAGCUGGCCUGAUGUCCUCCGGUCGCGCUCCGCAGGUUCUUACUUUUCCAAGCCUAGAGGGCAGUGCAUGAAGCCAGGGGUCAUCAGCCAUGCUCCAGACAGUGUGGUUCCAGGGCUUGAGCAAGAACCUGUUGUUUCAGGAGCCAGUAACCUUUGAGGAUGUGGCUGUGUACUUCACCCAGAAUGAAUGGGCCAGCCUGCACCUUAAGCAGAGGGCCCUAUACAGGGAGGUGAUGCUGGAGAAUUAUGAAAAUGUGACUUCCUUGUCAUUUCCAUUCCCCAAACCAGAUCUGAUAUUCCAGCUGGAGCAAGGAGAAGCAGCAUGGGGUCCAGAUCCCUGGACACUUGCUGGGGGAGAGGCCCUGAGAGGCAUGUGCACAGGUAGUAAAACCAAGACUAAGAAUGAGGAACAAACUGCACAGCUAAACAUUUCUAAAGAAUCAGAGUCCCACAGACUGAUAGUGGAGGGACUGCUGAUGGACGUUCCCCAGCACCCUGACUUCAAGGGGUUAGAGAAGUCACAGCUACAUGAUACAGGGAAGAAAACAAAGACAGGGGAUUACACAGAUUUGACAGUCCAGGAUCAUGAAUCUUCCACCAUUGAAAGGGAGGAGAUAGCCAGGAAAUUGGAAGAAAGUAGUGUUAGCACACAUCUCAUUACAAAGCAGGGCUUUGCCAAAGAACAGGUGUUUUAUAAAUGUGGUGAGUGUGGCAGUUACUACAACCCACAUUCAGACUUUCACCAGCAUCAGAGAAUUCACACUAAUGAGAAGCCCUACACAUGCAAAGAAUGUGGGAAAACCUUCAGAUAUAACUCAAAACUGUCACGGCAUCAGAAAAUCCACACUGGAGAGAAACCAUACUCAUGUGAGGAAUGUGGACAAGCCUUCGGUCAAAAUUCCCACCUUCUUCAGCAUCAGAAGCUCCAUGGUGGACAGAGGCCCUAUGAAUGUACUGACUGUGGUAAAACCUUCAGCUAUAAUUCAAAACUGAUUCGGCAUCAGAGAAUCCAUACUGGGGAGAAGCCCUUUACAUGUAAGGAAUGUGGGAAAGCCUUCAGGUGUAGCUAUGACUGCAUCAUCCAUGAACGAAUUCACACUGGGGAGAAGCCCUAUGAAUGUAAGGAGUGUGGGAAGAGUUUGAGUUCUAAUUCAGUUCUGAUUCAGCAUCAGAGAAUCCACACUGGGGAGAAACCUUAUGAAUGUAAAGAGUGUGGCAAGGCCUUCCACCGCAGUUCGGUAUUUCUUCAGCACCAGAGGUUCCACACUGGGGAACAACUCUACAAAUGUAAUGAAUGUUGGAAAACUUUCAGUUGUAGCUCCCGCUUUGUAGUGCAUCAGAGAAUCCACACUGGGGAGAAACCCUAUGAAUGCCAGGAAUGUGGGAAGACAUUCAGUCAAAAGAUCACUCUGGUUCAGCAUCAGCGAGUUCACACUGGGGAGAAACCUUAUGAGUGUAAGGAGUGCGGGAAAGCCUUCAGAUGGAAUGCAAGUUUCAUUCAGCAUCAGAAGUGGCAUACUAGGAAGAAACUCAUCAAUGGAACAGGGCUAUCCGCAGUUAAGCCCUACUGUCCCUCCUCCAUCCUCUCUCCUCUGCCUCCCCAACAUACCUGCUCUGCCCCAACCCCACCAGGGCCUCCCUUAUCUUCUUCACAUGCAGUGGUACUUCCUCCCUCUGUGCCUUUCUUCCUGCUGCUUCCCUCAUCUGAAAAGGCCAGCCCUUCACCUGUCCAAAUAGUACAUUUUUUUCAGGAUCUCGCUUUUCCUGGGAAGUCAUCCCCUCAUAGCACGAAUCCUUUGUCUCACUCCCUGUAAGCCCCGUCACGUCCUCAAUAUCCUUUGCACCUCAAGUUAGGGAUUCCAGUGGUCUCCUGAUUGUGUCUAUUGAUAUUCCUCUGGUCUUGUCUUGUAUGAGUUGUUAUUGUUUUCCUAACUUCAUUUUAAAUUCUCACACUUAAGGACCAUGUUUGAUUAGUUUCUUUUAUCCCUCGGGUAGGAAAUGGCAGUACUUAUUCUUUAUCGUGUCCACAUUUGGGCUGUAUUAUCAGUCUGCAUCUCUCUUCUGGGGCUACUGGAGUUGGAAGAGUUUGCAGAACAUUUUGGGGUUUAGGGCAUAUGACAUUAUGAUUAUGAUGAGAUGGGGCAUUAUAAUUAGAGACUAGGAGAAAUACAAAACCUGUGGGAGAACAUAAUCAGAUAAAGUGUCCAGUGAUUGCUUUCAGGAGUUUUUUUUUUUUUUUUUUUUUUUUUUGGGGCCAGAGUUUCACUCUUGUUGCCCAGGCUGUUUGCAAUGGUGCGAUCUUGGCUCACUGCAACCCCCGCCUCCAGGGUUCAAGUGAUUCUCAUGCCUCAGCCUCCCGAGUAGCUGGGACCACAGGCAUGCACCACCACACCCCGCUAAUUUUGUAUUUUUAGUAGAGACAGGGUUUCACCAUGUUGGCCAGGCUGGUCUCAAAAUCCUGACCUCAGGUGAUUCACCUGCCUCAGUCUCCCAAAGUGCUGGGAUUACAGGCAUGAGCCACUGCAUCUGGCCUGCUUUCAGGAGUUAAGGAGGGCCAUUUGGUGGACCAGGGGCAAGGCUCACUGAAAGAAUUUAAGACUUGGAAUUUUUUAUUACCUUGAUAGUAUAAAAAAUUAUGAGGGUCCUGUUUAUGCAAAAGGAUAAUAAAGUGAUGAGUUGGCAUUGAUAGCAAUAAUGUAAAAUUAUGUCUUUGAGCUUUAUUGGAAGGGGAUAUGGUUUUUCAAUUUGGGUUCCUUCUCUGUUUUCAUUUUCCUUUGUUUUUGAGACAGAUUCUUGCUCUGUCAUCCAGGCUGGAGUGCAAUGGUGUGAUCAUGGAUCAGUGCAGUGUUGACCUUCGGGGCUCAAGCAAUCCUCCCACCUCAGCUUCCCAAGAAGCUGGGAGAUAGUGCAGUCUCCCGGCUUCUCAGAGGGCUGAGGUGGGAGAAUUGCUUGAGCCCUGGGGGCAUACGCCACCACACCCAGCUAAUUUUUGUAUUUUUUGCAGAGACAAGAGUUUUGCCAUGUUGCCCAGGCUCGUCUCAAACUCCUGGAUUCAAAUGAUCCUCCCACUUCAGCCUCCCAAAGUGCUGGGAUUACAGGCAUGAGCCACCAUGUCCAGCCUCUAUUGCUUUUCAUAUCUGUUGAAUUUAAGUACCCACUCAUAUAUGUAGGUACAAAAAGUGACUUGGACUUGUACCCUUUAGGGUAGAUGCCUGAGUAUAGUAAUCUCUAAAGCUGUACAUGGAUGGAACUUGUUGGCAUCACACUGGUGAGCACCAGAGGCAAAGAAGAGAAACCUGACCAUGACUUGUUGUUCCUCAGAAGUGAGUCCAUUCCUGAUGAGUUACUAUGCAGGCCCUUGGAUAUGUUCUCACACCUACUCCAGAUUUCCCUAUGAUUAAAUCUGAAUUUUAUUGGUGGCACUUUUAAAUUAAUUUUAUAAAGAUCUGUUUUGGUGACACCGAGAAAUGUUUUCAGUGUGCAGAUUGCUAUCAUUUGAAUAUCCCCAGCAAAAUUUAUGUUGAAACUUAAUCCCCAUUGUAACAGUACUGGGUGGGGGAGUCUUUAAGAGGUGAUUAGGAUUAGCCAAGUUCAUCAGGAUGGAGCCUCCAUGUUGGGACUGGUGGCUUUAUGAGGAGAGGAAGAACAACCCGAACUGGGACACAUGCUUGCUCUGUCUUGCCUUUUUAUGCCUCCUGCCAUGUCAUGAUGCAGCAAGUAAGCCCUCACCAGAUGCCUACACCUUUAUAUUGGACUUCUCAGCCUUCAGAACUGUAAACUAAAUAAACCUCUAUUCUGUAUCAAUUACCCAGUCUAUGGUAUUCAGUUAGAGCCACACAAAAUGUAACAAGACAGAAUAUUGGUAGCCAUAAGUAGGUUUGCUGCUCUGACAUUUACAUAAAAAUGUAGAAGUGGGCCGGGCACGGUGGCUCACGCCUGUAAUCCCAGCACUUUGGGAGGCCGAGACGGGCGGAUCACGAGGUCAGGAGAUUGAGACCAUCCUGGCUAACACGGUGAAACCCUGUCUCUACUAAAAAUACAAAAAAUUAGCCGGGCGCAGUGGCAGGCACCUGUAGUCCCAGCUACUCGGGAGGCUGAGGCAGGAGAAUGGCGUGAACCCGGGAGGCGGAGCAUGCAGUGAGCCGAGGUCGCGCCACUGCACUCCAGCCUGGGCGACAGAGCGAGACUCCGUCUCAAAAAAAAAAAGAAAAAAAAAUGUAGAAGUGGCUUUGGAACUGAGUAAUGGGUAGAGGCUUGAAAAAUUUGGAAGAUCAGGUCAGACAAAGCCUGUAUUAUCUAAUGGAGCAUUAAGGGUGAUUUUGGCCAAGGCUUAGAAGAGAAGACUAGGGAAAGUCUGAAUCUUCUUAGAGAUUACAGUAGGUCCUUGAACAACUUGGGUUUCAACUGUGUGGGUCCACUUACGGACUUUCUUCUGCCUCUGUCACCCCUGAGAUGGCAAGACCAGUCCCCCUCCUCUCCCCUUCUCAGCCUGCUUAACAAAAUGACAAGGAUACAGACCUUUAUGAUGAUUCAUAUAAUAUAGUGAAUUAUAUUUACUAAAUAUAAUUUCUCUUAUGAUUUUCUUAAUAUUUUCUCUAGCUUUAUUAUAAGAAUAUAGUGUUAAUACGUAUAACAAAAAAUAUGUGUUAAUCGACUAUGUUUCAGUAAGGCUGUGGUCAACAGUAGACUAUUAGUAGUUACAUUUUUGGGGAGUUAAAAGUUAUACAUGGCAUGGGGGUUGGUGCCCAUAACCCCUGAGUUGUUCCAGGGUCAGCUGUACUUAGGUGAUCAUGACAAGAAUGUUGAUAUAAAUAUGGACAGUAAAGGCCAUUCUGAUGAAGUCUCAGAUGGAACUGAAUAAAAUGGUAUUGGAAACUGGAGCAAAGGCCAUCCUUGUUACAAAGUAGCAAAGAAUUUGGUUGAGCUGUGCCUGUGCCAGGCUUUAUGGAAGGCAGAAUUUAAGACUGAUGAACUAGAAUAUCUGAUGGAAGAAAUGUCUAAGCAGCAAAAGCAUAUAGGCUAUUGCAUGGCUAGUUUGAACUGCUUACAGUAAAAUAAGAGGAAAGAGAUUAUUUAAAGACAACUUACAAUUGAAAGGGAAGUAGAGUGGAAAGAUUUGGAAAACUCACAGCCUAGAAGACUGCCACCAACACCCCCAAACUAUAGAGCUACUAAUGGGCAAUACCAGCCUGGGAGAGCUGUGGUCAUGAGACUCCGACCUCAGAGAGCUGAAGUAUGGACCCAGCCCAGCAAAGCCACAGGGGUGGGGCUGCCUGAGGCUUUGGAGGCCCAAACUUCUGAGUGUGUCCAGAAGAUUGCACAUGGACUGAAAGAGCAUUCUGAAGUUUUAAGAUUUAAUGGCUUUUUUUUUUUUGGCUGGGUUUUAAACUUACUUGGGACCAGUUACCCCUUUUUUUCUUGCCUGUUUCCCCCAUUGGAAUGGGAAUGUCUAUCUUAUGCCCGUUUCACUAUUGUAUUUUGGAAGUAGAUAACUUGUUUUGACUUCACAGGUUUACAAGUGGAGAGAAAUCACUUCGGGAGGAAUCAUCCCUUGAGUUAUGCCCAUAUCAGAUUCAGAUGACACUCUGGACUGUUUGAGUUGAUAGCUAAGUGAAUUAAGACUUUUGGGGCCAGUAGGAUAGAAUGAGUGCAUUUUGUAUGUGAGAAGGUCAUGAGUUUGGAGUCAGUUGGCAGGGGCAGAAUGCUAGGGUUUAAAUGUCCCCACCAAAACUCACGUUGGAACUUAAUCCCCGCUGAGCACGGUGGCUCACGCCUGUAUUCCCAACACUUUGGGAGGUCAGGAGUUCAAGACCAGCCUGGCCAAUUUGAUGACACUCUAUCUCUGUUACAAAUACAAAAAUUAGCCAGGUGUGGUAGCAGGUGCCUGUAAUCCCAGCUACUCAGGAGGCAGAUGGAGGAGAAUCGCUUAAACCCAGGAGGGAGAGGUUACAGUGAGCUGAUAUCACGCCACUGCACUCCAACCUGGGCAACAGAGUGAGACUCUGUCUCAAAAAAAAAGAAAGAAAGAAACUUAAUCCCCCCAUUGUAACAGUAUUAAGAGGUAGGGCUUUUAAGAGAUGAUUAGAACUAGACACAGUUAUCAGCUUGGGGCCCCUAUGAUGGGACUGAUGGCUUUAUAAGAAGAGGAAGGGAGACCUGAGUUGACAUGCAUGCUUUUGCCAUCUUGCCAUGUGAUGCUUUCCAUCAUGUUAUGACACAGCAAGAAGGCCAGAUAUGGCCCCUCCACAGUUCCCAGCCCUCAGAACCAUGAGCUAAAUAAACUUCUUUUCUUUAUAAAUUA
Symphalangus syndactylus (siamang) is the source of this 6338-nucleotide messenger RNA. RefSeq names its product zinc finger protein 619 (gene ZNF619). Gene Ontology annotation, biological process: regulation of transcription by RNA polymerase II. NCBI's taxonomy places the organism in Eukaryota, Metazoa, Chordata, Mammalia, Primates, Hylobatidae. Gene Ontology annotation, molecular function: RNA polymerase II cis-regulatory region sequence-specific DNA binding; DNA-binding transcription factor activity. The record is from RefSeq and is a predicted model, not a curated record.